Molecule: messenger RNA, 1473 nt
Organism: Orycteropus afer afer
Lineage: Eukaryota; Metazoa; Chordata; Mammalia; Tubulidentata; Orycteropodidae
Gene: CHST7
Product: carbohydrate sulfotransferase 7
Biological process (GO): N-acetylglucosamine metabolic process; carbohydrate metabolic process
Cellular component (GO): Golgi membrane
Molecular function (GO): N-acetylglucosamine 6-O-sulfotransferase activity; chondroitin 6-sulfotransferase activity
Source: RefSeq, a predicted model, not a curated record
GUGGAUGAUGAAGGGCCGGCGGCGGCGUCGCCGAGAGUACUGCAAGUUCGCGUUGCUGCUGGUGCUCUACACUAUGGUGCUGCUGCUUGCCCCUUCUGUGCUGGACGGCGGCCGCGAUAGGGACAAAGGCGCUGGGCACUGCACAGGCCUGCAGGGCAGCCUGGGAGUGUGGAGCCUGGAGGCAGCGGCAGCUGGCGAACGCGAGCAGAGCUCGGAGGCGGGGCCCGCCGAUGAAGGGGGCGCGGGUGAGUCCCCCCUGUUCCCAGGCAACCUCAGCCGCGCCGUCGGGGAGGCGGUGUCCCGCGAGAAGCAGCACAUCUACGUGCAUGCCACCUGGCGCACCGGCUCCUCUUUCCUGGGCGAACUCUUUAACCAGCACCCGGACGUUUUCUAUUUGUACGAGCCCAUGUGGCACCUAUGGCAGGCACUGUAUCCUGGGGACGCGGAGAGCCUACAGGGCGCGCUGCGCGACAUGCUACGCUCUCUCUUCCGUUGCGACUUCUCCGUGUUGCGGCUGUACGCGCCGCCAGGGGACCCUGCCGCACGUGCCCCAGGCGCAGCCAACCUCACCACGGCCGCCCUGUUUCGUUGGCGGACCAACAAGGUCAUCUGUUCGCCCCCUCUGUGCCCGGGUGCACCUCGAGCUCGCGCCGAAGUCGGCCUCAUCGAGGACACUGCCUGCGAGCGCAGCUGCCCACCCGUCGCGCUGCGCGCCCUUGAGGCCGAGUGCCGUAAGUACCCCGUUGUGGUCAUCAAGGACGUGCGCCUCCUGGACCUGGGUGUGCUAGUGCCACUGCUGCGUGACCCAGGACUAAACCUCAAGGUGGUGCAGCUUUUCCGCGACCCGCGGGCAGUACACAAUUCUCGCCUCAAAUCUAGGCAAGGGUUGCUGCGCGAGAGCAUCCAAGUGCUGCGCACUCGCCAGAGGGGCGACCGCUUCCACCGCGUGCUGCUGGCGCAUGGCGUGGGCGCUCGCCCCGGGGGCUCCUCCCGUGCACAACCCGCUGCACCACGCGCAGAUUUCUUCCUGACUGGGGCACUCGAGGUGAUCUGUGAAGCAUGGCUGCGUGAUCUGCUUUUCGCGCGCGGCGCGCCCUCCUGGCUGCGGCGCCGCUACUUGAAGCUGCGCUACGAGGACCUGGUGCGACAGCCGCGCACCCAGUUGCGCCGUUUGCUGCACUUUGCUGGGCUGCGCGCGCUCACCGCACUCGACGCCUUCGCACUCAACAUGACUCGCGGUGCGGCCUAUGGCGCAGAUCGGCCCUUUCACCUGUCAGCGCGCGACGCUCGCGAAGCAGUGCAUGCCUGGAGGGAGCGACUGAGCAGAGAGCAGGUGCGCCAGGUGGAGGCCGCCUGCGCCCCAGCCAUGCGUCUGCUGGCCUACCCUCGUAGUGGUGAGGAGGGCGAAGCGGAGCUGCCCGAGGAUGUGGAGAUGUCACUGGAGAUGGAGGAUCAGAGCGCCACGUAGCCCCC